Molecule: messenger RNA, 3151 nt
Organism: Actinia tenebrosa (Australian red waratah sea anemone)
Lineage: Eukaryota; Metazoa; Cnidaria; Anthozoa; Actiniaria; Actiniidae
Product: NFX1-type zinc finger-containing protein 1
Biological process (GO): regulatory ncRNA-mediated heterochromatin formation
Cellular component (GO): nuclear RNA-directed RNA polymerase complex
Molecular function (GO): helicase activity
Source: RefSeq, a predicted model, not a curated record
AUGAAUUUGUUUUUGGCUUAUCUUCAAGGAAUAAAAAUAAGGCUGGACAAUGUCUUGAUCUCUACCUCCAAUUUCGGCAAAAUUAUAAGCGCUUGAUUUGACGAGGGCUUCGCAUCCAGAAAAUUUUGGGUUGAGGUUAGUUUUCCUGACGCGAAAACCUAACAUUUAGCUAUAAGUAUGGAGCUCCAGGCGAUCAAGGCGAUCCUUAGGGAAUUCAAAGCUUGCCGUAGCAUUCUUCAUGAAACUCCUCUCGCUAACGAGCUCAAACCACUCAUUGAAAAUGUAAAAUUUAAACUUGCUUCUUCUGUCAAAGAAGAAUAUCAAAAUCAGCCACUUAAACUCGUAAAAUCUUCUCCAGAAUUAAAACUAAGGCUUCAAUAUCUAAAGGAAUUUUCAGCUCAACCUAAUGCCAGUGAAAAAUCUAAAAAUKUCGACGUCUUCGCUAAAGAUUUCCAAACCUUCCUUGAUGGCAGAUCUACUUUACUGGUAGACAACAWACUUGAAGAUGCAUAUAAGAUUAUCCAAGAUUCUGAGAGAAAUGAGGAGGAUGACUUCGUUCACAAAGCAAGAAUUGAGGGUGUAGUUCUCAGGACAUCUCCCAGCUACGUGUCUUUAAUCACUUUGGAUGGAUCAGAGGAAUUAUUGGUCAAAGUUAAUCGAGAGUUUGUAGGUCUUGGAAUUAAAGUCAGAACUGGGGAUGUUAUAAGUGUUGUCAACCCCAAGUUGACUCAAAGCAAGACAAGUGAUUUGGAUCCAGAAUUAAAAUGCUGUUAUGAUAUGUCUAAAGAUGAGGUGGACAUUUUUUUCAAGAAUGUAAGACAAUUAUUACCCACCGACAAUCCAUUGGGAAUACUCGAAAAAUUUGAAAGAUCUCUUGCUGUUUGGCAACACAUAAUAAAUGUAUCUAUUAUGAAGGAAGAAAACGACAAGGAGCCAGAUGGAGAAGUAUCCAAGAACAUACUUGAAAUAUGUAAAAUCUUUGGUGGUUUUCAGGCACAGACACAGAUGACCACUAUAAUGAUAAGGUUUUGGGAUGCCUUGGAAGAUAGCAGGUUCUUUAACAAAGCUUUACCAGAAAUCAUCAAGGAUGAAGCUUGGCAGAGAAAUAAUAUAAAUCUUGUGGAAAAUGUCCUUGAAAACCUCUUUAAAGCUCAUCCAGAAUGUGCAGUUAGAGCUAUUGGUAUCCUAAAAAGUCUGACUUGCAUUCCAGUCGAAAGUAGAGUUGAGUUCAAUCGAAAACUGUUUUCUAUGAUUGCGCCUUUCGUGACUGGAGUUAGUGAGAAACCAAAGAAUCCAGAAUCAUCAUGCUCUCAUGGUAUAUCUGAAGUUGUGGUGGAAAAUUUUGUCGAGAAUGUAAAACAACUCAAAGACAACCCUUUUGGAAUACUUGGAAACUUUGAAAGAUCACUUGCUGUUUGGCAACACAUAAUAAAUGUAUCUAUUAUGAAGGAAGAAAACGACAAGGAGCCAGAUGGAGAAGUAUCCAAGAACAUACUUGAAAUAUGUAAAAUCUUUGGUGGUUUUCAGGCACAGACACAGAUGACCACUAUAAUGAUAAGGUUUUGGGAUGCCUUGGAAGAUAGCAGGUUCUUUAACAAAGCUUUACCAGAAAUCAUCAAGGAUGAAGCUUGGCAGACAGCUGAUAAUAUAAAUCUUGUGGAAAAUGUCCUUGAAAACCUCUUUAAAGCUCAUCCAGAAUGUGCAGUUAGAGCUAUUGGUAUCCUAAAAAGUCUGACUUGCAUUCCAGUCGAAAGUAGAGUUGAGUUCAAUCGAAAACUGUUUUCUAUGAUUGCGCCUUUCGUGACUGGAGUUAGUGAGAAACCAAAGCAUCUAAAAUGGAAUCAAAAAUCAGUUAUUCCACUUCCCACAGAACUGGAACAUGACCCAGACUUUGAUUUUAGAGGCCUCCAACCUGUGAGAGUAAAGAAGGAUGAAGACGAAGAUGAAGAGAAAAAACAGAAAAAGGUUAACAAAAAGAAGAAUGAAAUUGCAUACAAAUCAGAAGAAGAAUACAUUGAGACAUAUUACGCUCUACUUCGAGUAGAGUGCUUUCACAAAGUGAAGAAAGGAAUCCAUUCAUUCUUGGUCAAAAGAAAGUGUGAUCCUAAAGACAAUAUGCUUUACUGCGUCAAACUUAUUGAAAUAUCUGAUCGCAAUGAGCUGCCGAUACAUGAAGGCUUGUCCCUUGUGUUAGAAUGUCACCACAAUAAUGAAACUGAUAAGAGUGACCUAGAUGCUGACCAAGAUAAUAGCAAGUGGCUAAUGCUUGGCAACCUUGUAUGUUUGUUACUUGAUGCGACCUUUGAGAACCCAGUCUGGGGUGUUAUAUCUAAGAAAAGAACAGCAGAAGACAGUAAGCAGAAACAUGUUCACGUAAGCCUGUGUACAAAGAACAACAGACUGAGGGAUUCUGAAGUUAUAACAGAGCUACAGGAACUAAAAAGCCAAGGUCUUCCAGCAUACAUGAUUGAAAGCGACACUUUUUACCCAGCUUUUGGUCCAAUUCUAGAAGUGUUAAAAAAUAAAGUUACUGUCCCAUUUGCAGAACAGCUUGUUAAAGUCAAAAAAUCGCCCCUGGCCAGUCGACAGCAAUCACCUGAUCAUUCAGUUGCAGGACAUGAUGAAUGCCAUUUCCAGUGGAUGUUUGCUAAAUUACUUGCAAAGCACAAAAUGAAAAGUCAACAACAAAAUUCAGGUCCAAAUUAUCUCAGACAUAUUACUGAGCCUCCAAAGUGGGAUGUCAUUUUUGAAAACCCAUCUUCAAGUGAUUGCAGUGUUAGCAGUGGGUUUUAUGAUGUUGUGCGAGAGUUCAAAAAAAUGAGGGAAGACCCAAAAAGCAAACCAAAAUUAGAUGACAAACAGUUAGAUGCUGUUGAGCAAGCACUUUUCAAUAAAGUUGCCCUUAUUCAGGUUUGUCAUUAGUUCAGUCUAUCAAUUAUGCAUUACAUUAGGUACCUUAACUUAUUUAAUUUUUUAGCAUCCUAAAUGUUGGUACAAUUUCAAACUUUUUUUACACAGUGUUUUAAAGUUUUCUUCUUAGUAACAUAUUGUUUUUGAAAUGGUAAUGCAGUCCCAACUAGUCACUGCUAGACAUGAGAAUUAUGAGUAGGGGAAGGUACAAUUUUUAAUAAAAAAAUAACUGAUUUGUGGA